This is a messenger RNA of Verticillium nonalfalfae, 177 nucleotides long. RefSeq lists its product as uncharacterized. Lineage: Eukaryota; Fungi; Ascomycota; Sordariomycetes; Glomerellales; Plectosphaerellaceae. The record is from RefSeq and is a predicted model, not a curated record. The coding region runs from base 1 to 177 and encodes 58 amino acids. The transcript is spliced from 2 exons.
AUGCACCUCGCUGCUCUUCUCGUCGCCAUCCUCCCGGCCGUGGUCCUGGCCCGUCCGUACCUCCCCUUGGAUCUUCCCACUCUGCCUCCGAACACGGCGGCGCCUGAUGUUCCCGUCAUUCCGCGUGACGCAUUCGAGGCUGCCGCUCUCGAGCUGGUCGAGGCCGACCAAGCAUGA